AUGGACAUGGCAUGUUUAACGCUGAAGGAUCUUGUAAGCGUGAGGAAAAGUAAGGCAGAAACAGACGAGGACCGAAUCACGAAUGACCAGAAGGAGAACCUUUGCUUGGAAAGAAGGAAAAUGACUCCACACAAGACUGAACCAACAGCAACUGUACUGAAUGGCAGGAAGCCCUCAUCAUCAGAGCUGGUACAUCUUACACCCAUUAAACACCCUGAACGAUCCUACACUGAUCCCUGGACGCCCACAGCCAACCUGAAGAUGCUGAUCAGUGCUGCGAGCCCCGAUAUGCGAGACCGUGAGAUGAAGAAGACUCUGUUCAGACCCAUUGAGAAUGAGGAGAACCCCGCAGAGGAAGAGGAGGAUGUGGAACUGGAUGACUCAUGUCAGUUUGAUGCUGUGGAAGUUGGGGUGGAUGACUUUGAGAAGAGGCCCAGUCGGAAGCAGAAAAGCCUGGGGCUAUUGUGCCAGAAAUUUCUGGCUCUUUACCCUGAUUAUCCAGAUGACUCCGAGAGUAUCAGUAUCUCCCUGGAUGAGGUGGCCCUGAGUUUGGGUGUGGAACGGAGGCGAAUCUAUGAUAUUGUGAAUGUGCUGGAGUCUUUGAUGCUGGUCAGCCGAGUAGCUAAAAAUCAAUACGUGUGGCACGGGCGCCCACGCCUCCCACAGACUCUGCAGGAGCUGCAGCAGCUGGGUCGAGAACAGCGUUACCAUGUACAGAUGGAGCAGAGCACACCGUCUGAGCAGAGAGACGGAGCAGGCACAAAUAACCCUCAACAAAGUCAGAACAGUUUCGGUUCUGCCAGCAGGAGGAAAGAUAAGUCGCUGCGUAUCAUGAGCCAGAAGUUUGUAAUGCUGUUCUUGGUGUCUAAGACUCAGACUGUUACCUUGGAUACAGCUGCUAAAAUUCUCAUUGAGGAGAGUCAAGAUGCAGCCAGCCACAGCAAUUACAAAACUAAAGUACGACGUCUGUAUGACAUCGCCAAUGUCCUGACCAGCCUAGCGCUCAUCAAGAAAGUUCACGUUCGAGAAGAGAGGGGGCGGAAGCCAGCCUUCAAAUGGAUCGGGCCGGCAGAGUUCCAUGGCAACGGCGGUAAGGGCUGAGUCCUCGAUAAUGCCCGGUUGACUUUUGCAGGUGGCCGGAGAGAAAAGUUGGCACGUCAUGCCUCUUUUCAUGUAGUGCCCACCUCUGUGGCCACCCACAGACGCAUCAGCUCAGCCCCCAGCUCCCCCUGCAGAGAGGUGACAGAACCGGUGGAUUACUCCAGAAAGGGUGCUGGCAAUAGUGCAGUAUGCCGUUUGCAGUUUGAAGACGAUACCAGUGUCCAGCCCGCCACAGAACAGACUAGUCCUUUGCCACAUGCCUCAGGAUUGGCACCACUGGCAGUGCCCAUCCAUUCUGAAGUGCCCUAUGCAACUCUCCCUGUCGCCUCUUCGUUCCCCCCGCACCUGUCCACUCUGUCCCAGACCCCUGUGUUUGUGCUGUGUGGGGGUCAAGCUCCAGAGACGCCCAGCAGGGUUGCUGAGAGGCAAAAGUCACCUGUCUCUAAGGAAAACCUGAGAAAGAGGAAGAACGAGAGAGAGGAGACUGGUGAGAUGAGUAAAAGAGACAAGCGGGAUGAAUCUGGAAUACGUGAGACUGAACAGAGGGAGCGCGAGGGUGACGCUGGGAUGGACAGGGCAUGUCCUGGCCACUCUAACGGUCCGCCCAGGGGGGAGGCUGUGUCCAGAGGCCUUAGAGAUGGAGAAAUGCAGGGAUCUGGUCCUCAUGACAUACCCCCCCUCUCUCAUUACAUCUAUGUGCCCAACACUGCAGGUCUAAACAGCUUGAACUUCCUCCUCCCUGCGGGCCAUUCACCCGGAAGUGUGGGAUUAUCGUCAGGCGCCGUGCCCGCGCUAGCUGUGCCUUAUGUUCUGGUGCCAUCCUCAGCUAUCUCUCCCUACCCUCUAAUUGCCAAUGCCAUACCCACAGUGUGCGGUGAAGCUCAUAGCAAUGUGAACUUCAGUAGCGCUGCCAUGGUCCCUUCGGCACACUUUGUGAUGGGAGCAGAGGCAUUCUCUGUAGGAGGAACUGUGGAACCCAGUGGGCCAACAGGAGGAGUCCACUCCAGUCCAGAACAGCCCAGGACCAGUGGAUCAGCUCUACCUCUGUCCCCUCUGUCUGCACACAGACAGCCUGUCAGCCUCAAACAAGCUGAGCCACACACCCCACUGACUCCAAAGGAGGCGGAGGCAGCAGGCUCCAAGGCGUUCUUCCAGACACCAGGAACCCUGGCACCAGAGUCUGGUCCGUCCGUACGCAGGAGAGGAUCUGCCCAGAGGAGGCUGGACAUCGGUCACCCUGCAGCCAAUUAG
Messenger RNA from Chanos chanos (milkfish), 2352 nucleotides. RefSeq names its product E2F transcription factor 7 (gene e2f7). The record is from RefSeq and is a predicted model, not a curated record. NCBI's taxonomy places the organism in Eukaryota, Metazoa, Chordata, Actinopteri, Gonorynchiformes, Chanidae. The transcript is spliced from 12 exons. Gene Ontology annotation, molecular function: RNA polymerase II cis-regulatory region sequence-specific DNA binding; DNA-binding transcription factor activity, RNA polymerase II-specific. Gene Ontology annotation, biological process: regulation of transcription by RNA polymerase II. Gene Ontology annotation, cellular component: RNA polymerase II transcription regulator complex.